Alternaria postmessia is the source of this 966-nucleotide messenger RNA. RefSeq lists its product as uncharacterized. The record is from RefSeq and is a predicted model, not a curated record. Gene Ontology annotation, cellular component: plasma membrane. Lineage: Eukaryota; Fungi; Ascomycota; Dothideomycetes; Pleosporales; Pleosporaceae. Bases 1 to 966 code for a protein of 321 amino acids. The transcript has 3 exons.
AUGUUCACGCCUAUCGAGACCACCAUCGGCGCAUUGCUGCUGCAUCAAGCAACUAGCAACCUCCUUUAUCAGAAUGGAGAUGUUCUGGGUGCCAGCGGCUAUCUACGCAAAUUCUUCUCAGCGCCCACGAAAGAACUGCUCGCCUUCUUUACUGGCAUGGCCGCCAGCUACGUGCCAUUGAAGGCAUUAGCACCACAGUUGAUCACUGAGUACCCUGCUUUACAGAUCAGUUCUCAAGUUGUCGUUGCAACAGUAGCAACUGGUGCCCUCAUAGGAUGGGGAACUAAGAUGUCGAAUGGAUGCACUUCCGGACACAUGUUGUGUGGUCUUUCCAGACUGAGUGGCCGCUCAGCCGUCGCCGUCGCUACGUUCUUUCCCACGGCAGUUAUAACCCAUCAUUUCGCUCACCCAAGUUUAUCGACGUCGACGACUGUGUCACUUCUUGUGUUGGCAGCGCUGAGCAUAAUCGCUACUCGAACGAUACCCGGAAUUGUGGCUCAAGUCACAGUUUCGCCCACCACCACCACCACCACCAAGGACACCAAAGAAGAGUCUGCUGCGCGUGUUACCACGCAAGCCUUGUCAGGUUUACUCUUUGCUCUUGGUCUCCAUAUUUCGCAAAUGGCACACCCAGACAAAGUUGCAGCCUUCCUCUCUUUCCCAAACUUGCAACACUGGGAUCCAUCCCUUGCUCUGGUCAUAGUCUUCGGCGUGUUACCCAAUCUGAUCGAGAAUCAGGUGAAAGGUCUUCACGGCUCACCAUCGUUCGCUGACAAGUUCUCGCUGCCUACGAAGACUUUGCAAGAUGUGGAUAAAAGAUUCGUGAUGGGAGCUGUGGCUUUUGGUAUUGGUUGGGGCUUGACAGGAACGUGUCCCGGCCCGGCGGUGCUUCGAGCUUUCUCUCAGCCAGUUUGGGGUGCCCUGUGGAUUGGCGGAUUCUGGCUUGGAGGGAAACUGAACAUAUGA